Sorghum bicolor (sorghum) is the source of this 1983-nucleotide messenger RNA. RefSeq lists its product as uncharacterized. Gene Ontology annotation, molecular function: glutathione transferase activity. The coding region runs from base 77 to 1606 and encodes 509 amino acids. Gene Ontology annotation, biological process: glutathione metabolic process. Gene Ontology annotation, cellular component: cytoplasm. Lineage: Eukaryota; Viridiplantae; Streptophyta; Magnoliopsida; Poales; Poaceae. The transcript is spliced from 5 exons. The record is from RefSeq and is a predicted model, not a curated record.
CCCUGAUUAAGAACACAGCAUACUACAGAGGCACAAGCAAAAAGGAGUGAAAACCUUUGGUGAACAAAAGCAGAUAAUGGCUGGAGGAGGAGAUGAACUGAAGCUGCUCGGCUCGUGGGCGAGCCCGUUUGUGAUCAGAGUGAAGCUUGCGCUCAGCUUCAAGGGCCUGAGCUGCUACGAGAACAUCGAGGAGGAGGACCUCUACUACAACAAGAGCGAGCUCCUCCUCAAGUCCAACCCGGUGCACAAGCAGGUUCCCGUGCUCAUCCACAACGGCAAGUCCAUCUGCGAAUCCCAGCUCGUCGUGCAGUACAUCGACGAGACCUUCACCACAAGUGACCCCUCUCUCCUCGCCGUCGAGCCCUACGAACGUGCCAUGGCUCGCUUCUGGGGCGCGUACAUUGACGACAAGCUGUUUGCCUCGGCAUUUCAGGUGAGGAGGGCGAAGACAGAGGAGGAGAAGGCCGAGGCACUGAAGCAGACGAUCGCGGCGGUUGAGACCCUGGAGGCAGCCUUCAAGGAGAUCUCCAAGGGGAAGCCUUUCUUCGGCGGUGACAGCGUGGGGUACCUGGACAUCGUGCUUGGGGGCUUCAUACCGAUGGUUUACUACGGCGAGGCGCGCUAUGGCAUCAAGCUCUUCGACGACACGAGAAGCCCGCUCUUGGUGGCGUGGGUGGAGCGCUUUGGGGCAUUGGAUGCCGCCAAAGCAAUACUGCCGGACGUCGACAAGCUGGUCGAGUACAGCGAGAUGAAGCAGGCACGAGCUGCAGCCAUGGCCGCGGGACACUAUGACAUCACUGCGGAGCCACGAUUGACGAUUCUUGCAAGUCACGUGAGUCCGUGGGGGCGUCGACUCCAAGGCUUGUCAGGGGUCAUCGAUCUCGACAGCUCCGGGAUGGCGAGAGACGGUGGUGAGCUUAAGCUGCUGGGGCUGUGGUCGAGCCCGUUCGUCACCAGAGCGAAGCUGGCGCUCCAGAUCAAGGGCCUAAGCUACGAGUACGUCGAAGAGGAUCUCGGCAACAAGAGCGAGCUCCUGCUCAGCUCCAACCCGGUCCACAAGGUGGUGCCGGUGCUGAUCCACAACGGGAAGCCGGUCUGCGAGUCGUCCGUCAUCGUGCAGUAUAUCGACGAUGCUUUCGCCGGCACUGGCCCUUCCAUCCUCGCCGCCGAUCCCUACCAGCGCGCCGUCGCUCGCUUCUGGGCCGCCUACCUCGAAGACAAGAUUGUGACGCCGUGGAGGCGGGUGUUCAUGGUCAAGACCGACGAGGAGAAGGCCGAGGUGAUGAGGCAGACGAUCGCAGCGGUGGCCGUGCUGGAGGAUGGCCUCAAGGAGUGCUCUGGGGGCCAGGGCCCCUUCUUCGCCGGCGACAGCGUCGGGUACGUGGACGUCCUUCUUGGUGGCAUGGUGUCGUGGCUCAAGGCAGCCGAGCCGCUCUCCGGCGACAAGAUCAUCGACGCGGCGAAGACGCCGCUCCUGGCGGCGUGGAUGGAGCGCUUUUGUGAGCUCGACGCGGCCAAGGCGGUCCUGCAGGACGUCGAUGCGGUGGUCGAGUAUGCCAGGGCGCUGCAGGCACGGAUUGCCGCCGCAACUGCGAACAAUCAGUAGCCGAAACACUGUGUGGGUGGAACCCGGCAUGGCGACGUGAUUCCCAUUGCUAGGUUGGUGAAAGAUAUACGGCGAUGUGUCUUUUAUGUGGAUCUGUGCUUAUUCAAAUUCAAUGUUCCUGGUUGUUGUGUGCAUCAGCUGAUCGAUGUAAUAGGCGUGUAGCGAUUAGCGAAUAUAUAUAGGGAUGAAAGUGUGUGGUUAGCAACGAGCGAGGUAGCAGUUCAUUGUCACUUUCUGUUAAUUUCUAUCUCAUUCCUUUGCUUUCAAAUACAUAUAGAAUUAAAAUAGGUUUGUGUCAAUAACGAGGUUUCUGAGAUAAAAUAGAAUGUGCAUCCCUACUCAGUAUGUAUGUUUGGUUCAGGCUUAUGGAGAUGAAA